AUGAUGGAAUGUCACACCAAGUUGAGAAAGCAUGAAAACAGAGAGAUUGUGGGUCCAACUCUUUACAAAAGUUUGGCUGGAAGUCUACGUUACUUGACAAGUACAAUACCAGAUAUUCUCUAUGUUGCAGGAGUCGUAAGUCGCUACAUGAAAGCUCCAACAAUAAUUCACUUCAAGGUGGCAAAGAGAAUCCUUUGGUACAUCAAAGGUACAAUAAACUUUGGCUUGCACUAUUCUUCUUCUAACAAUUAUGAGAUUAUUGGCUAUAGUGAUAACGAUUUGAGUGGAGACUUGAAUGAUAGGAACAUUAUUGGUUUUGUGUUCUUUAUAGGAGAUGUUGCUUUCACUUGGAUGUUAAAGAAGAAACUAAUAGUCACAUUGUCAACCUGUGAAGCCGAGUAUGACGCCGCCACUUCAUCCGUCUUUCUUGCAAUUUGGUUAAGGAACUUAUUGAAAGAGUUAAAAAUGCCAUAA
Lathyrus oleraceus (garden pea) is the source of this 474-nucleotide messenger RNA. RefSeq lists its product as uncharacterized. The record is from RefSeq and is a predicted model, not a curated record. The transcript has a single exon. NCBI's taxonomy places the organism in Eukaryota, Viridiplantae, Streptophyta, Magnoliopsida, Fabales, Fabaceae. Bases 1 to 474 code for a protein of 157 amino acids.